Oncorhynchus mykiss (rainbow trout) is the source of this 3128-nucleotide messenger RNA. It is a transcript of the gene tbc1d19, whose product is annotated as TBC1 domain family, member 19. The record is from RefSeq and is a predicted model, not a curated record. NCBI's taxonomy places the organism in Eukaryota, Metazoa, Chordata, Actinopteri, Salmoniformes, Salmonidae.
CGUAUUUUUUGUUUCCUCUACAUCCAUAGUCCGUAGUUGCUAAGUAACCACUGCAGAGGCCAAAGGCUGCAUCACCGGAUACCAAAUGGAUUCUAAAAGUCUAAUUGCCUUAUCGUAGUGUAGAUAAACCAAAACGAGCAUUGAAAAUGAUGGAUGAGGGAACGGAGUUAUCACUGACAAUUGCGCAAAUUGUCCAGCGACUGAAAGCAACCCAUUUACACUCUCAAAUAGAGAGACAGGCCAAAGAGUGUUUGCAUAGACCCGAGAUACAAUUAGAAUCUCUAAAAGAGGACGUUCGUAAUUUUCUCAAAGCAUCAGGUUGGGAGAGAAAGCUACAGAAUGCAGUAUACAGAGAGUUGCACGUUCAGCCGCUCCCCAGCCACCCUGCAGCUCCCCCAGAGCACGCCAAGGAGCCUCUGGCGUACAUGCGCAAGGCCCAGGUAAACUGGGAGAAGCGUAUCCUCAAAAGCCUGAACAGCAUGUGCACAGAGCUGGGUGUACCCUUGGCUCGUAAGAGGCCAGCUGUGGAACAGAAGGAGUUGACCAACAAGUGGAACGAGAUGGGGACAGACGAACCAGAUCUAAGUCGUUUCAGGCCUGUCUAUGCUCCCAAAGACUUUCUGGAGGUGCUGAUCAGCCUACGGAACCCAAACCAUGACAGCAGUGAGGAGGCCAGCGCAAAGAGUCACUGGGGCCUCAUCCAGGUGCCCCUCCACGACAGAGACAUACCUCAGAUGAGAGAGGCCUAUUCAGAGUUGAGCCUGACCACGGGGCAGCUGGGUAUUGACGACCAUACACACGUACCCCCAGAUUUGUUUGAAAGCGAGCAUACUCGCAUCGGGAAGAAAGUGGUAAAUGAGCAAGACAGUGCAGCAGCCCAGCAGUACAGUAGACAGGGCUGUCCCACUGGCCUACGAGCUGACCUCUGGGCCCUCAUCCUCAACUCCACCAAUGAGCCUGAGGAUGUGAUGCAUUAUGAGCAGCUGAAGGCUGGAGUCAUACACCAUGACCUGCUGGUGGAUAACCUCAUCUACAAGGAUGUGAAACUGACUGCGAGUAAUGAUGACUACUACUUUGUGUUUGAAGAUUUCCUGUAUCAGGUCCUGCUAUGUUUCUCUCGAGACACUGCGGUCUUGGAGCACUUCAGCUACAACAGUGCCACUCCUCCCAAAUCCUACAUUCAAGGCAAGGUGGGAGUUGAGGAGUUUGCUGUGGUGUAUCCUCCAAAUGGUGUCAUCCCAUUCCAUGGUUUUUCAAUGUAUGUGGCCCCUCUGUGCUUCCUGUACAACGAGCCCUCCAAGCUGUACAGUGUGUUUAGGGAGAUGUACGUACGCUACUUCUUCAGGCUGCACUCUGUCUCUUCCUCCACCUCUGGUAUAGUGUCUCUGUGCCUACAGUUUGAGAGGCUGCUACAGACCCAUCUCCCCCAGCUAUUCUACCAUCUACGGGAGAUAGGCGCUCAGCCCUUGCGUAUUGCCUUUAAGUGGAUGGUGAGAGCGUUUUCUGGGUACCUUUCUACUGACCAGCUCCUCCUUCUGUGGGACCGAAUCCUGGGUUACGACUCACUGGAGAUUGUAGCAGUCCUAGCAGCGGCCGUCUUUGCCUUCCGGGCUGAGAACCUGAUGGAGGUGACAUCACUGACCUCAGCUGAAGCCGUCCUCGCCGACCUUUCAACUCUGAAGGUCAUGCCCCUCAUUCAGAUCUUCCUGUUCGCCACUGUCAUCUGAGGACCUGCGUGUUGUGUGUGUGUGACACGUGUGUGCGCGCGCACCGGAGGAGACUUGAGCAAUUGCCUGUGCUGUCAAGCUGUUCCCAUGCCAACGCCAGUGAUCGUCUGUCAGAGUCAGAGAUGCCAACCACACCUUAUAUGGAAUAUGAAAAGGCAAAAAAAAAGACCCCUGAAACCUUGUAUAUCCAUCCCACCAUAUUCCUUUCACUGUGUCAAAGCUGCAUGUCCCUCUGCAUGCACGCUACAGAAAUAGUUAUCACCAUGUAUCAUAUUAUUAGAUAUAUUAUACAGUAUGUAAGUAUAGCCCUCAGAUAAGCUAAGCAAAUCUUACCUCCUUAAGCUAUGCCCUCUAAGUAAGAUGAUAUAUAUGCCAAUGCUUGGGACCAGCUUGAUGAGUCUAUUGGAAGCUGGAUUGCAUGGAACAGUAUUGUAUUGGGUUGACAGUGUGAGAGAGGGAACCCACUGGCUAAAAACUGGUUGAAUCAAUGUUGUUUCCACGUCAUUUUAACAAAAACAAUUCAAUGUGAUGACAUUGAAUCAAAGUGGUAAACUGAUUGGAUUAGCAAAAAGUCAUCAACCUAAGGGAGUCGUAUUUUUUUCACCCAUUUUGUAACCUAAAUCCAAUGACAUUUUUGUUGAUUUCACGUUAGUUGACAACUCAACCAAAUGUAAAUCAAAACUAGGCAUUGAGAUUACGUCUGUGCCCAGUGGGAAGUAGUUGUAGCUGUCUACAGUGUGACCAUUGAUGUGUUAAGGAAACUCUGAUAAGUGUUCAGUGGGGUCUUAACAUUUUAUAUUUUCAUGAAGCGCUCCUUGCAAUAAUAAUCCUGUAUUAGACGCUAAUCAGAAGCUGCUCUGUGUCGGGUUCCUCAAGAAAAUGAUCUCAGUUAAUUCAUUAUCUAAGUCAUAAUUAAUAAGGCUUAAACUAAUAUUCUAAUGUUCAUUUUUUAAUAUGCAAGAUAUUAUCAUAAGAUAUGACUUGUGUAUAAGAUAUGCCAUUACAACACUGUUUUUGUCUCAGUAUUGUUUUUAUUGUUUUUGUUUUUAAUUGUGAAAAUGAUCAUUGAAGAACCUUUGUUUGAAUUGUUCUUUUAUGUAAUUAGUGUACAUUUUUUAUGGAUUUAAUUAAUUAUUGCGUUCACAUGCUAUAUUUUGUAUUUGUCUCGCCCUGUUAUUUGAUACCUGACCCAAUUUUGUUCCAUUUUGUGCCCAUUGUCAAAUGUAUGUGCCCAGAUUACAUAUUUUUUAUUUACAGUUUAAUUUCAGGAUUUUCUUACAUUUCACCCUACCCAAUGCGGUCAAUGUCUCUGAGAUCAGGGGACAUUAAUCAAUCAUAGCAUCAUAGCAUAGUUUUGUUUUUCAAUGCUCAUUACAUUAAAAUAAAGUAAUGAAACCUAUA